Messenger RNA from Venturia canescens, 4060 nucleotides. RefSeq lists its product as uncharacterized. The transcript has 2 exons. The record is from RefSeq and is a predicted model, not a curated record. Gene Ontology annotation, biological process: DNA replication. NCBI's taxonomy places the organism in Eukaryota, Metazoa, Arthropoda, Insecta, Hymenoptera, Ichneumonidae. Gene Ontology annotation, molecular function: DNA-directed DNA polymerase activity; DNA binding; nucleotide binding. Bases 1998 to 3944 code for a protein of 648 amino acids.
CUCGUUAUUGGCGUACCGCGAUUAGUACGAGAUAUACAAACGGGCGGGGGGAGAACGCGCAAUACACAGGGGUGCGAGGCUUUCGGGGAUGUGCAACCCCCGGGAGGGCGGAUCAUCAUUGCGCACGAUACAGCUCGUUAUUUCAAACGUUUUCGACUACGUGGUCGGGAAAUAACACUGCGUAUCCGCCAACCUCAAGCUGGCGCAAACGUGACAGCAUGGCUUGAAGGAGCAUUCCGCGAUCUUCUGACGCAUCUCACGAGUCACUGCGAGGGUGGUGACUACGCGGGGAUCUCGUUCUCCGCGAGCUGCUUAGCGCACGGCCCCGUCUGGCUUUCAUUCCGCCCUGUCCGAGCCUAUACAUUUGUAGAUAUCUGGCAAUUAAUAACAAACAUAGCUCAAAGUGCAGCGUCUCUGGAUAUUAAUGAUUCUUUCCAUAUAAAAGUAUGUAUCGUUAAAGGUUUGGAGGGUAGGGGGCGAAAAGGUUUGACACACGAGGGCGUUGCUAAAAAAUCAAUUUUAACGAUUCGAAAUACCGACAAUCUGUGUCUACCGCGCUCGUUAGUAACAGCACGCGCGUACGCGGAAAGGGGUGAGAUACGCUCAGGGGCUCUGCAUUCUAGAUGGCAGCGUAUACGACAGAUUAACGGGUCGCUUCAAAAAGAGGCGGCGCUUGAGCUCACGAGAAACGCAAAUGUUGUUAUACAGCCCGCUGGCUGCGGUAUGCGCGAAAUUGCUAUGUACCAGAAUUAUUUGGCUCGCGAGGGGUUAGCUAUCGUGGUUUUCGAGUUUUUGACUUUGGGGCGACGCGAAAGACCGGUGUUUGACGGUACACAGACGGUUAUGGAUACAGUAGGCUCAGUCCGGCACACGUUAUACAUUCUGUAUUAUGAGCGGUCGCAUCAUUUCCAGCCUAUCUUGAAUCUGCGUGGUGCUGUAGGCAGCUUAAACUUCUGCGCAAUCUGUAACGCCCGUUCUCGUCGGGAUCAUAGAUGUUUAAAAAAGAAAUGCCCUCGCUGCCUUCAAGCACCGCCCUGCGCUCUGGGAGCAGCUGCCGCGAUCAGAUGCGAGACAUGUAACCGCGAUUUUUUUGGGGAACAAUGUUUAGAAAAUCACAGGGCUGUUACCAUCCGUCGUAAACACAGGGUAAACACUGUUUGCGAGUCUCUUCAGCGGUGCCGUAACUGCUUUCGCGCAAUAAGAUCUUUAGAGAAAAAGACGCAUGUGUGCGGGGAGGGUUUCUGUAAAACGUGUAAAUCGCGGCACCCCUAUAAUCGCCUGUGCUAUAUGAGGCCUAUUCGCGUCGAUGAGAGGCCGAAAGAGAACAUAUUCAUAUUCUAUGAUUUUGAAACGCAGCAGUGUACCCCUGUAAAAGGUGAUCCUACAACGCGCGUUCACGAACCGAAUCUUUGCGUGGCUCAACGUGUCUGCACCAAGUGCUGCGAUAAUGUUUCUAUAGACGAGCCGUGCGAGCAUUGCGGGGAUCACGAGUUUAUAUUUAGGACGAAUCCUGUGUGUCAACUUGUGGAGUUAGCCAUACAGAGUAUGCCGAACUUCUCUCACGUAUUUUUAAUAGCCCAUAACGCCGGUGGUUUCGAUGCCCAGUUUAUCCUGCGCUACCUCAUCGAGGAGAAAAAAACGCAGCUCCCAUCUUUAAUAAUGAACGGUACUAAAAUCAUCACAAUGCGCGUUAGCAAAUUCGUGUUUCUCGACAGCUUGAACUACUUUCACAUGCCUCUGAGUGCACUGCCUAAAUCUUUCGGUCUAAAAACUGCUCUCGCCAAAGGAUCUUUUCCGCAUCUGUUCAAUAGGCCCGAGAAUCAAAAUUAUAUUGGGCCGAUGCCGCCUGCAGCCGAUUACUCUCCCGACACUAUGCGCCCGGAGGAACGCGAGCGUUUUUUUGCAUGGUAUAACGAGUUAAAGAAUGCCUCUUAUGUAUUUAACUUUUCAAACGAGCUCAUAACCUAUUGUAAAAACGACGUGUGGUUUUCCGGAAAAUGUUCAAGGACAGCGGACGCGUUUGCCCGUUUAGCGAAAACACAACAAUCGCGUCCGCCUGCUUUCAAAUCUUUCGAAAAAAUUUUUUAAAACCUAACACGAUCGGUAUUAUACCUACGGGCGGUUACAGAUGGGCUCACAAUCAGUCAAAAAAAGCGGUCUCUUGGCUCGUGUGGAUGGAGCAUUCUUUAAAUCGUCGUAUCAUUCACGCAGGACGCUCGCGCGAGUUUAAAUUGCCUCAAAAUUUAUUAGUAGACGGCUACUACGAAACACCUGAUUCAGCCCACGUGUUACAGUUUCACGGUUGCUAUUGGCACGGGUGUUUGAGCUGUUUCACUGUAAACAGAGACCGUGUACAAGGCGACGGUGAUACACUGAACGAGCGUCUCGAGAGAACAAACGCUAUAUCGCAGAGAAUCCGCUCAAGCGGCUACACGUUAACCGAGAUUUGGGAAUGCGCGUAUGACCGGAUGAUAAAAACAGAUUUAGAGAUGAGCGCUUUUGUGAGUGAUCACCCUCUGGUUCGAGCGGAGCCUCUCAAUCCUCGCGAUGCUUUUUUCGGUGGUCGCACGGAAAACAUGGUCACUCUGUACGACGUGAAAGACGGGGAGCAGAUACGAUAUGUUGACGUUUGCUCUUUGUACCCAUACAUCUGCAAGUACGGCAAAUAUCCGGUGGGCCAUCCAACGGUAUACGUCGGCGACGAGUGCAGGGAGCUGACAGGUCCCGAAAAUAAUAUCAGUCUUUCCCGCGUCGAGGGCCUUGUUAAAUGUACAGUGCUUCCACCGCAAAAUCUUUAUCAUCCGGUGCUGCCGGUGCGAAUGCAUCAGCGCCUGUUAUUCGGGUUAUGUCGUAGCUGCUGCGAAACAAUGAACCAGGACGCGUGUCCUCAUGAAGACCCCGCGGAGCGUGUGUUUAGCGGUACUUGGGUAGUGGAUGAAUUGCGAAAAGCUAUUGCGUGCGGGUAUAAAAUAUUAACCGUGAGCGAGAUUUGGCAGUAUAAUAUAACGCAGUACAACCGCGAUACACAAAAGGGGGGCCUUUUCACCGGGUACAUAAACACUUUUCUUAAAAUCAAACAAGAGGCUAGCGGUUGGCCCGAGGGUUAUGCAGAUGACGAGGCUGCCCAAGAGCGUUAUAUAACUGCUUUUAAGACAGCCGAAGGGGUUCAGCUGGAGCGGGGUGCGGUAGCGAAAAACCCGGGGCUGCGCUCGGUAGCCAAACUUUGUCUUAACUCCUUUUGGGGUAAAUUUGGACAACGCGAAAAUUUACCGCAAACAGAAAUAGUAUCGACACGCGAAAAACUUAUGGAGCUGCUAAAUAGCCCCGAGCACGAGAUCACUGGUAUGCUACCUGUUAACAACCAGGUGCUGUAUGUUAAUUAUACGAAAACCAGUGAUGCUGUAAUACCGUCUAAUAUAGCAAAUACUGUCAUAGCUGCAUACACCACAGCCCAAGCCCGUUUAAAACUUUACACCUAUGUCGAACCGCUGGGUAAGCGUGCUCUGUACUGCGACACCGAUUCCGUUAUUUAUGUCACGAGAAAAGAGCCUGGAGAGUAUGAACCGCCAACGGGUCAAUUGCUAGGGGAUUUAACCGACGAGCUAAGCUCCUACGGCGAGGGCAGUUACAUUAAGUCUUUCAUCUCAGGCGGCCCUAAAUUUUAUUCUUUCAUAGUUAAUACGCCGAGCGGCGCGGAAAGCGAGGUUUGCAAGGUUAAAGGCAUAACGCUGAAUUACGCAAACAGUUCGCUGAUAAAUUACGAAUCAAUACGGUCAUUUAUAAUAGGUGAGAGAGAGAAUCCUGUUGUACUACAGUUUGAUUCAAUACGUCGUACACCAUUCCACCAGGUUGUCACACGACCCGAAAAGAAAUCGUGCAUGCCUCUGAGCGUCAAGCGAAGACGUGAUGGCGAAUACGGUUCGCUCCCUUACGGUUACAAAUAGCCGUUUAUAAAAACUCUCGCUUUAAACAUUGUUAAGCAGUAUUGUAAAAUACCUAUGUUAUUACUGUAAAAUAUUUAUACUGUUACAGGAAAAUAAAAGCUCUAUACAUGUUUCAA